UCUGACAUGAGAGGACCAUAAAGUGGAAUGCUGGGGAAGGUCGGAAGAGGACUCUGGGACGUCCCGGGCUGGGGCCGGGAGCCGGCAACUCCAGCUGUGGCGAUUCGGGAGGCCGCACUGGGCCUGCCUGGCCGGUGUCCCAGCGGGUCUGAGAGUUAAGGCAUGUUUACACACGCGGUAACGCGUGCCUUGCGCAAGAACAAGACCCUCCGCUAUGGGGUCCCGAUGUUGGUAUUGAUUAUUGGAGGUUCUUUUGGUCUUCGCGAGUUUUCACAAAUCCGUUAUGAUGCUGUGAAGAUUAAAAUUGAUCCUGAAUUAGAAAAAAAACUGAAAAUGAGUAAAGUGUCCCUGGAGUCAGAGUAUGAGAAAAUAAAGGAUUCCACUUUCGAUGACUGGAAGAAUGUUCGAGGACCCAGGCCGUGGGAAGAUCCCGACCUCCUCCAGGGACGAAAUCCAGAAACCCUGAAGACGAAGACCACUUGACUGUGCUGGUUCCUUUUUUAUUUUUUAAUUUAAAUAAAAUGUUAUCAACUGAGUUCUCACUACAUACUCCUGUCCGGUGGAGAGAAAAUUUCAGACCUUCAGAAGAAGCCUGGAUGUAAGUUGAUAACAGAUAAUCUUGAUUAAAAAAUCAAGUACAAGUUUUUUGCUUCCCAACUCUGCCAUUUGCCAGUGAAAGUAACAGUGUUGACCACAUGUAUUUUACACCACUCAAUAAAAAUGAGAACACUGCUG
This is a messenger RNA of Artibeus jamaicensis (Jamaican fruit-eating bat), 735 nucleotides long. Its product is annotated as cytochrome c oxidase assembly protein COX16 homolog, mitochondrial. The record is from RefSeq and is a predicted model, not a curated record. Bases 163 to 483 code for a protein of 106 amino acids. The transcript is spliced from 4 exons. NCBI's taxonomy places the organism in Eukaryota, Metazoa, Chordata, Mammalia, Chiroptera, Phyllostomidae. Gene Ontology annotation, biological process: mitochondrial respiratory chain complex IV assembly. Gene Ontology annotation, cellular component: mitochondrial inner membrane.